ACAUUUUUGUUUUCAUUUAUUUAAUUAUUGAACAGAGUUAUUGAUUAAAUGUUGUAAUAAAUAUAUUACAUAAACAUAAAUGCAUAAUUAUUAGUGUGUAUUAAAGUGCAGUGAAUGUAAGAUUGAUUGAUUAACAUAAAGAACAUUCACUUGGCUCAAAUAUCUCAAAAUGUCAGAAGCUGCUGAUGAUCAGAUAAUUAAAAUUGAACCACAAGAAUAUCCAAUCGAAGACAUUAAUUGAGGAAGACCCUGAAUCAUGUUCAGAGGAUGACAAAACAUGUUUCAAGAGGUUUAUGAACUCCAUAGUAAAGAUAGAAGAGGAAGUCCAACAAGAAUUAAUUCAAACUCCCCCUUAUAAAUGUGACAUGUGUAAUAGAUCAUUUAAAAGGCUACACAAUUUAAAACAGCAUAUGGUAGUUUAUAAACGCCAGUGUACAAAUUGUUCAAAGACUUUUUCAGAAGCAAGUGCAUUAGAAAUACACUUAAAAUCUCAUACAGCUGAAAAACAUUCCAAAUGUACAAAGUGCAAUAAAGCAGUUAAUAAAUGUGAUUUAGAUCAACAUAUUUGUGCUCGUACCAAAGAACAAAAUUUACACUUGAAUGAAUCUGGUGAUCGAAAACAAAAUAUUUAUGCUGAUACUGCAAAGAGACCUUAUAAAUGUCAAUUAUGUUGUAAAGCAUUCAAAAGAUCGAACCAUUUGGAUCAACAUAUGUUCAUUCAUACUGGGGAACGUCCUGAAAAGUGUAAAAUAUGUAAUAAGGCAUUUGCACAUACAAGAGUCUUGAAACGACAUAUGCUCAUUCAUACUGGAGAACGUCCUAAUGAAUGUAAAAUAUGUGGAAAGACAUUCACCCAAUCUACAAACUUGAAGAGACAUAUGCUCAUUCAUACUGGAGAACGUCCUAAUAAAUGUACAGUAUGUGAUAAGACAUUCACACAAUUGAGUAACUUGAAUCGACACAUGCUGUCUCACACUGGGGAAUGCAGCAAUAAUUGUAAAAUAUGUGAGAAGGCAUUCACAGAUUCAAGUACCUUGAAUGAACAUAUGAAGAUUCACAUUGUAGAUCGUCCACACGAAUGUAAAAUAUGCAAGAAGGCAUUCAUAUAUUCCUAUCGCUUGAAUAGAAAUAUUUUGAUUCACAGUGGGGAACGGCCCCACCAAUGUAAAAUAUGCAAUAAAACAUUUAUACAAUCGAGUCAUUUAAAUAAACAUAUUCUCAUUCACAUUGAGGAUCGUUUCCAUGAAUGCAAAAUAUGCAACCUUGCAUUCAGACUAUCAAGUCAUUUGAAAAAGCACAUGCUUGUUCACACCAAUGAGUAAUUAUAAAUCAUCAAUAAUGGAUUUACAUACUCCUGAACUGAUACA
Molecule: messenger RNA, 1367 nt
Organism: Ctenocephalides felis (cat flea)
Lineage: Eukaryota; Metazoa; Arthropoda; Insecta; Siphonaptera; Pulicidae
Product: zinc finger protein 708-like
Exons: 2
Coding region: 294-1322 (342 amino acids)
Source: RefSeq, a predicted model, not a curated record